Molecule: messenger RNA, 967 nt
Organism: Seriola dumerili (greater amberjack)
Lineage: Eukaryota; Metazoa; Chordata; Actinopteri; Carangiformes; Carangidae
Gene: rbis
Product: chromosome unknown C8orf59 homolog
Exons: 5
Coding region: 153-449 (98 amino acids)
Biological process (GO): ribosome biogenesis
Cellular component (GO): nucleolus
Source: RefSeq, a predicted model, not a curated record
GUAGCAGAGGGGUCACGUUUGUAGCACACGCGGAUAUCAACACCAACCAACCACUUCACAUACGAGCUCAAAACCCAAAGAUAUUCAAUCUACUAUUGUGUGGAAAAACAAAAACAUCAAAUCCUCAGGAACAGUAAAUACGACAAGGUGACAUGGCGAAGAAUAAACAGAAGGGGAAGAAACAGAAGAACGUCUUUCAAGUGGCAAACAAGCACUUGAAGCACAAGAACAAAGCCAAACCUGUCACAACAACACUCAAACACAUCAAUGCGGUGAAAAAUGAGAAGGUGGAGAACCUCAAUCAAAUCUUCACAGAGGUCCAGAGGGAUUGUAAGAGCGUUUCAAAGUCUGUUGCUCCUGAGCCAAAGAAACAAACACAGGUUGCCAGGGUGCCACCAAAGGAAUCUGUAAAUGUUGACAGCGCUGCCCAACUCUUCUCUCAGCUAUGACGGACCAGGAGAGAAGGACUUUGACUGAGGGAUCUACUUCUCUGUGCUCAUGUUCAGUUGUUGAAAUAAAGUCUCAGAGCAGCUGCAGAAAUACAUCUCAUGCCGAAACACAGACUGCAGAAGAGUGUAGAACGAGAAGAGGCUGCGGUCGUGGCAUGAUGGUAAAAUGUUUGUGUGUAAUUUAAGCACCCUGUAUAUUGUGUGCAGAGAAAUGUUAUCACUUUUGUCACAGUUGUGAUGUUGUUUCAGGAAGAUAGGAUAUUUCGUUUGUUCUUAUCUUUAGUGUGGAACUAAACAUUAUUUUCAUUAUUAAUUGAUGUGCUUUUUAUCUUCUUGAUUAAUUGGUUAUUAUUGUUAUUUUCUUUAUGAAAUAUCAGAAAAUAGUAAAAAAAAAAAUGCGAAUGUUUUGCUUGAAAUGUAGCAAAAAAAAAGAUGAAUAAAUUAAGGAAAUAGUUGCCAAGUAUUAUCUUCUUGAGUCUGUAUGUAGUGAAAAGUAAUUUAUAAAGGUUAUUUUAACC